UUUUAUAUACAAAAAUACACAUUAUAUAUCAUGUCUACUGAAAAUGAUAACCAAAACGUUGAUGCUCUCUUUGAAGAAGAUCCUGGUUCUCUUGCUGGUUUGGAUGACGACGAAGACCUAGAAGAUCUUGACUUGAAAAAUUUAGAUACAAAGAUCUGGCUAGUUAAAGUACCAAAGUUUCUUGCAGCAAAAUGGAAUUCGAUUGAUGAAGAAAAUGCAAACUUGGGAAGUGUACGGAUAUACAGUCAAACGCCACCAGGACGAUCAAGUGCGAUCUCUUUGAUAUUACCUGAAGGUACAGAGGACAUUCCAAGCGAAUACACCAUCAAGAUAUCACCAGAUGAAGUACAGAACAGAUAUGUUUUUACACAAACCGAACAUGGAGGACGAUAUAUGCGUGGCAAGAUUCAUCAUGAUUGUACAGCAACACCAUCACAAUUUGGAGCAUAUAGGAAUAUUAUGAGAAAACGAGUACAUGAAGCAGGCAUGCCACAACGAACAGUACAAGUACUUGGACAAGAUAAUCAACCAGUAUUUGCACCUGGAGCAAGUAGUACUAUGCAAAGUACUGGAUUCUCUGAUUUUAUUACUGCCAAACGACCAAAGACAGAAAAGGAAAAAGCAACUCGUAUGCCUCACAACGAAUUAAUGGAUGUUUUAUUUGCAGCUUUCGAAAGAUAUCCCUAUUGGUCAUUCAAGGGCAUAGUAGAGCAUACACGACAACCAGCACAAUAUUUGAAAGAAGUCUUGACAGAAAUCUGUAUUUUGAACAAACGUGGACCUUAUGCAGGAAAUUAUCAAUUGAAACCGGAAUUCAAACAUAGGGAAUCUCAAGCUGAAAAAGAAGGAACAGAAAAAGCUAAAUUACAACAAGCAUUGGUGGAAAGUGAUGAUGAAGAUGAUGAAGAAGAUGAAGAAGAAAUGGAAGAAAUCAAAUAUUAAUAGUUUAGAUCUUUUAUAUAUAUAUAUAUAAUUGUCAUCUAUCAAUAAAUAUUAUUUAUUUAUAUGA
Halteromyces radiatus is the source of this 1009-nucleotide messenger RNA. RefSeq names its product transcription initiation factor IIF, beta subunit-domain-containing protein. Bases 31 to 942 code for a protein of 303 amino acids. The transcript has 6 exons. Gene Ontology annotation, cellular component: transcription factor TFIIF complex. Gene Ontology annotation, biological process: transcription initiation at RNA polymerase II promoter; transcription by RNA polymerase II. The record is from RefSeq and is a predicted model, not a curated record. Lineage: Eukaryota; Fungi; Mucoromycota; Mucoromycetes; Mucorales; Cunninghamellaceae.